This is a messenger RNA of Cuscuta epithymum, 870 nucleotides long. The record is from the annotation of a GenBank genome assembly. Lineage: Eukaryota; Viridiplantae; Streptophyta; Magnoliopsida; Solanales; Convolvulaceae.
GUAUGUUUCAAUAAUUUAUUUAACUAACUUUUCGAUUGAAUUAAAAACUGAAAUUUUGUAAAGAUAAUAUGCAUUGAUAAAAAACAUGGUUAUACAAUUUCAUCAAAAAAUUCGUAUCUUGCUCUAUGUUAGAAGAGAUUAUUUCUCUCAAGUAAGAUAGGGAGUAUUAAAUUAUUGAUCUCUAUCAGCAGGGGGCUAAAUUAUGGCUAUUCGUGGGGCAGUGGUGGACUGGUGAGGGUCGUACUGCAUGAUUAUGAGCUCGGGUUCAACCUUCUCUUCGCUAUCGAUAUUGUCGAGGAGCGGUCGACUCCCUACAUAGUUAGGGUUUUUGUUCCGCCGAGCUUCACUCGUGUGACUUUGAUUUUUGUGGGCGAAGAAACACAAGGCAACAUGAUAGAGUUUUCUUGUGCACCCCGGACAUGGAUUUCAAUGGUAAAUCUCAAGGAGCAAAUUGGCAAGAGCAAUUUGGCGAGCCCAAGAAGGAUAGUGUUUCAGACAAAUUUUCUGGGGUUGAAAUUCACUUCUACCAUACUAUAGCAGCUCGCCUUCCUCCGGAACCACCUCCGUGCGAGAAAGCAAUUUGUAGAAAGUUUUUAUUUUCAUAUUAUUUUUUCUUGCAUAGUACUUUACUUUAUUUCAGUUUGAUCAUGUAUGGUUGGAGUAUUUUGAUUUUUGAAGAACUUUUGAUAGGCAGUUCUUCAUUUUCGGUCAUUUUAGGUUAUUUCUUGCCUGUUUUUUGUUUAGAGAGUCAUGUUGUUUUGUAUUGAUGACUGACUCUAAGUUUAUUCCUAAAACUUACGAUCAGAUCUGUAAUUGUUGUCUGGAUUUUAUAAAUAUGCUUGAUGUAUAUUAAUGGAAAGCUGUUUUGGU